Molecule: messenger RNA, 2214 nt
Organism: Zingiber officinale
Lineage: Eukaryota; Viridiplantae; Streptophyta; Magnoliopsida; Zingiberales; Zingiberaceae
Product: subtilisin-like protease SBT4.3
Exons: 12
Coding region: 1-2214 (737 amino acids)
Biological process (GO): proteolysis
Molecular function (GO): serine-type endopeptidase activity
Source: RefSeq, a predicted model, not a curated record
AUGUGCCACUCGCAUUUACGGCUGGAUCGCGACCGCGAUCCAGCUGCGAAUGGUUGCGUUCCCUUCCUGGAUUUACCAUCCCCAUCAGCUGUGUAUUCAAAUGAAGAAAGAAGGGUUUAUAUUGUGUAUAUGGGAGCUCAACACGCAUCCCAGUACCCAACUUAUGAACUCCAUCUUAAUUUGCUCAAAGAAAUUCUCGUGAACUGUUCGCCUAGUGAGUCUUUGGUGUAUAGCUACCAAAGGAGUUUCAGUGGAUUUGCUGCCAAACUUUCGAUUGAUGAGGCCGACAAGUUGAGCGAAAGGGAAGGAAUAGUUUCGGUGUUUCAUAGUAAAACCCUUAAGCUUCGCACAACGAGGUCAUGGGAUUUCCUCAACUUCCCACAGAGUGUAAAUAGAAAUCCUCCACUGGAAAGUGAUGUCAUCGUCGGAAUGCUCGAUUCUGGAAUAUGGCCGGAAUCCAAGUCCUUCAAUGAUAAGGGAUUGGGACCUCCGCCGAAGAAAUGGAAGGGCGCUUGCGUAAAUAUGACAUGCAACAAUAAAAUCAUCGGGGCACGCUACUACAAUAGCUUCCGCGAUUACCCGGUGGAAGAACCAUCGCCGCGCGACUUCGAUGGUCACGGGACGCACACAGCUUCCACCGCCACCGGCCGAAGCGUCUCCCACGCCAGCCUCUACGGCCUCGCCAAGGGCACUGCCCGGGGGGCCGUGCCUUCAGCGAGACUAGCGGUGUACAAGGUGUGCUGGGCGUUGGGGUGCACCGAUCAUGACAUCUUGGCGGCGUUUGACGAUGCCAUCUCCGACGGUGUCGACAUCAUCUCUCUAUCAAUCAGCGGCUAUAAAUCUCUGGAUUACUUCCAGGACUCGAUAGCUAUUGGCUCCUUCCAUGCUAUGGCGAAUGGGAUUUUGACAUCGGCCGUUGCUGGGAACGACGGGCCGAAACAUGGCACAGUCUGCAACGUGGCACCGUGGAUGGUGUCGGCAGCGGCGAGCAGCAUCGAUAGGCACAUCAUUGACAAGGUAGUCACCGGCGAUCACGUGUCCACUUUGGGAGCUUCUGUCAAUACGUUUGCGACAACAAAUAGGUUUCACCCGUUGAUCUACUUACCGGGAAAUGCAACUACUUCUCCAGGGGAUUGCAGCAUGCCAGAUAAAAACGUGGUGAAAGGAAAGAUUCUUCUCUGCAAAUUACUCUCUUACGAAACUUUUACUAAGGGCAUUCAAGGACUGAUAUCUAUAGAUGAUUCUUCACUUGAUAAUUCCUUCUUAGGCCCAAUUCCAUUCAUUGUAAUCAGCUCAUUGGAUGGCCUCAACCUUUUGAACUACAUAAACAACACAAAUUCAAUAUCGAGAAAUCCUGUGGCUAACAUCCAAAAAAGUGAAGCAGUUUUCGACUCCGAGGCUCCCUUGGUCGCUUCCUUCUCAUCGAGAGGCCCCAAUUUAAUCACCCCUGACAUCUUGAAGCCUGACAUAAGUGCUCCAGGAAUUGAUAUUUUGGCCGCCUGGUCACGGGUUGCAUCGGUGUCAAACCUCCCCAACGACACAAGGGUCGUCAACUUCAACAUAAUCUCGGGCACUUCCAUGGCUUGCCCGCACGUAACCGGCGCCGCCGCCUACGUCAAGUCUUUCCACCAAAACUGGUCGCCAGCAGCCAUCAUGUCUGCGCUCAUGACGACAGCCAAACCGAUGUAUCCUUCUGCCGGCCAAGACCAAUUAUCGUAUGGAGCCGGCCAACUGAACCCGGUGAAGGCCGUCGACCCAGGUCUUGUCUACGAUGCCGGUGCCAGUGACUACGUGCAAAUGCUCUGCGACUCGGGCUACAACGAAACCAUGAUCGGAAUCGUCACCGGCGACUCCAGUUCUUGCUCUUCCAGUACCAGUACUGGAACGGCGAGGGAUCUCAAUUACCCAUCCAUGGCCUUACAUGUUCAGUCCGGCAAAGCCUUCGCUGCCAAGUUCUUGAGAACAGUGACCAACGUCGGCAGCGCCCGACGCGGCAAGUACAAGGCCGAGGUCCGGGCUGAUCGCAGACUUAAUGUGGUGGUGAAUCCUAGUAAGUUGAGGUUUUCGGAGUUGAAUGAGAAGAGACAGUUCACUGUGUCGGUUUCUGGCGGGCCAUUGCCAGGGAACUCGACGGCGCCGGCGACGGUCAUUUGGUCGGACGGGAAGCAUCUGGUGAGGAGUGUGAUGGUUGUCUACACCGAUUUCUCAUCUUGA